Solea senegalensis (Senegalese sole) is the source of this 2351-nucleotide messenger RNA. RefSeq names its product zinc finger protein 395b (gene znf395b). Bases 277 to 1587 code for a protein of 436 amino acids. The transcript has 10 exons. Gene Ontology annotation, biological process: regulation of transcription by RNA polymerase II. Gene Ontology annotation, molecular function: RNA polymerase II cis-regulatory region sequence-specific DNA binding; DNA-binding transcription factor activity. The record is from RefSeq and is a predicted model, not a curated record. Gene Ontology annotation, cellular component: nucleus. NCBI's taxonomy places the organism in Eukaryota, Metazoa, Chordata, Actinopteri, Pleuronectiformes, Soleidae.
CCUCUCACCUACAUCAUCCUCUCAGUUGUGCGGCGGCGGCGGCGGCGCUGCAGCCCGCUGUUAUCUGUGCGCUGCGCUCUGCCCAGCUGUCACCCCCGGCAUUGCUCCGCCGUGCAGACACACGUAGGCGCGUAUCCGACCGACCAACCCCCUUCUUCCCCCGGCACACACGGAGAGAGUGAAGAGCCGGUGGGACGGUCAAGCCCGGCAGCUUCAACAUUUAAAAAGCCCGGCCGCUGCACUUCUCUGACGGGGACGGACGACGCCGACAGCACCAUGGCAGCUAUGAGACGCGAGUACGAAGCUGGAGCGGGGUCGUCUGGACUACAGGCCUGCGUCUCUACAACAGUGCACAUCAGCCGCGGGCCUGACACACAGCAGACAACGGUUAAUACACAGACCCGUGUCCAGGCUGACAAAACCUUGACAGAGAACCACAUAAACAAGACUCCAGCUCACCUUCAGAGGGAGUCGGAGCGAGGCUGGAGUACCCUGACCGCUCCCAUGCAAACUGUUGCAGCCACAACGCACCUGAAAACCACGUCAUCACCCUACAGCUUCCGCAGCCCAGAGUCAGUGGAGAUGGACGAGAUCAUGGCCGCCAUGGUUCUGACCAGCCUGUCCUGCAGCCCUGUAGUCCAGAGUCUUCCACAGACCGAUCCUGGACCAGCUGGCUCGUCAUCAUCAGCUGACAUGGAGUGUGGCGGUGGUGAGCUCUCUGACAGCGGCAGCAGCGGCUACUGGAGCUGGGACCAUGGCAACGCGAGCCCCACGCCCUCGCCGUCUGUCACCGAGAUGGACAGCAGCCCCGAUGAAGGUCUGCACAUGGAGCUGGAGCAAGGAGAGGAGCUCAGUUCCAAAAAGCCAAAGAGCUCUUGUCGAGGAGUGUACAGGUGUCUGUGGCCCAGUUGUGGCAAAGUCCUCACGUCUUCAGUCGGAAUAAAGCGACACAUCCGUGUGCUGCAUCUAGGCAGUGGAUCAGAUCAGUCUCAGAGAGAAGAAGACUUCUACUUCACCAAGGUCUCCUGUGACAGCGUGGAUACCAGCUCCACUCCAGCUGCUUCCCAGCAGGCUCUGGGCCAAGCGUCGUCCCCUCAUCUCAGCUGGGCCCCCUGUGGUUCUCCUUCGGGCUCUGGGCUCCAGAUCCCACCACAGGCUCACAGGCCCAGGUCCAACUCCAGCUCUGGACUGGGCUCGAGCAGACCCAGUCCGCUCAGCCAGUCGGCCCCGAGCAGCUUCUGGCAGAUCCACACAGAGCAUCUCUAUCAGGCCUGUAGCCCCGUCCAGGUACCUGUGGCCCCCAGCUGGACGCCCGCCACCCCCCCCACCACCACCAUCACCUCAGCCUCUGGCCCCAGCAACACUCCAAUGGUGAAACCUCGUUGCCGGUCAGUCAGUGUUGGAGAACAGUGGCUGCAACAGAACAGGUUGCAGCCCAUGAGCGCGUCGCCGUCCCGCAAUCACGGCUCCUUCAGGAAAAGUCGCGGCGAGGCCAAAAAGUGCCGCAAGGUGUACGGGGUGGAGCGCAAGGAUCAGUGGUGCACAGCCUGUCGCUGGAAAAAAGCCUGCCAGCGCUUCCUCGACUGAAAACACCCACGUGUGGAAGACGAGUGACGAGAGAGACUUUUAUCAACAAAAGAGGCUAUAAAUCAGGGCCCAAGAGCCGUCAAGAAAAACAACUGUUCUUUGAUUACAUGUCCUUUUCUUUUCUUUUUUACUUUGAGCCUGUUUCGUUUCUUUCUUAAAAGAAUGCAAAUUGACUUUUCUGUAUCUUUGUAACUUGAUCCCGAAAACGGAAGUCUGCGAUGGUGCCAACUGUUGACCGACUUUGACUAUGUGAUGUGUGCUAAGCGUACAAUACUUUAUCCAACGGUGGUAUUACUGCACCUGUAGCUCCACAUUAUUAGACUGCAGCUUGGCUGUUUCUCUUUAUUCCAACCUUUUCUUCCAGUGGUUACACAGUGGUUAUGAUGUCCAUGAUAUUGUAUGUAUGCUCUGAGUUACAUAUGAGUAUUUUAUACCUUUUUUUUUUUUUUAAUUGUCAUGUUCAGUCCAGGGGCAGAUGAUUUUUUUUUUUUUUGCAAUUUUCAUGUCUUUUGGCACUUUGUCAGUAUAAAAACUCACAGGAAUAAGCUACAAUUGGUUCGACUCAACCAAGUUCCUUCCAUGAAAUCAUGAAACAGAUUUCCUUCCUGCCCAUGUUGUUGGCCCAUGACCGGUGUUGUAAUGUUUUACCCGUGAAGCAAUGGAGUCAUGGAGUUUAUGGGAUUAGCAUUAGGAGAAUGCGUUUGUAAUAGCAAUAAAAAACAAAACAAAACAAAAAAACAGGAAAUAUAUUGUCAAACACAUUA